This is a messenger RNA of Pseudogymnoascus verrucosus, 1909 nucleotides long. RefSeq lists its product as uncharacterized. The coding region runs from base 1 to 1527 and encodes 508 amino acids. The record is from RefSeq and is a predicted model, not a curated record. NCBI's taxonomy places the organism in Eukaryota, Fungi, Ascomycota, Leotiomycetes, Thelebolales, Thelebolaceae. Gene Ontology annotation, molecular function: phosphatidylcholine lysophospholipase A1 activity. The transcript is spliced from 5 exons.
AUGGCGGUGUUAAGCAAAACUGGCACAUUUGCUAGUUAUUACCUACUUUGGACUUUUGUUGUGCUGAGUCUUGCCUUUCCUGCCGAGCUCUCUUCAUCGUCAAACGCUGCUGAGUUCUCGAAUUUCCUUCCGCCUAACCCCUUCUCCAAGUCUGUGGAGACACGAGAUCCUAUCGCAAAUGGUGCUACAUUGAGAGUGCUCUGUUUGGGUGCCUCGAUUAUGGGUGGCUAUUUGUCCACGGAUAAAAACGGGAUGAGGUAUGCACUGCGCUCUGCUCUUGCUGCUCAUGGAAACAAGGUGAACAUGAUCGGAAGCAUUAACCUCGGGACCAUGGAUGAUAAUAAGGUUGAAUCCUGGCCUGGUUACCGGAUUGAUCAAGUUGCUAAGAAGGCGGAGCUGUCCCUCUCAAAGCUGCCUAAUGUCGUUGCAAUUCUCGCAGGCACCAAUGAUGCUGGGCAGGGCUUUGACACUCCCAACAUGGCCAACAGAAUGGCGACCCUUAUCGAUCGCAUUUUUGCUGUGGCUACUGGAACAACCAUUAUUCUUGGAACAUUGCCUCCUAUGUACGAACCUGCGGACGACAUUGUCCGACAAUACAACAGUGAUCUUGCAGACUUGGUAUCUAAGAGAUCGGCUGCGGGGCAAAAAAUAUUCCUGGCGGAUAUGCACUCUCCAUGGUGGAGUCUCGCUGAUAUCUCCGGCGACAACGUCCAUCCAACUAACGCUGGGUAUCUCAAAAUGGCCCGUGUCUUCUAUGAUGGGAUUAUAGCAGCAAACGAUUCCAUCACGCCACCUAAAACACCCCCUGGCGGUAUUAGUGACCCUAUUCUUCCGUAUGUAGUUGGCCAUGGACCCACUGCCAGCGACAAGACUUCUGGAAGCACAAUAGGGCCAAUCCAAACCCGGCAAGGAUCGCCCCCAGCAUCAUCCUCAGCAUCUACCCUCUCAACAAAUCAGGCAAAGUUCAUUGCUAGCCAAGGCACUCCUUACCCUACUACCGUUACAGCGCGUCUAGCUUCAUCGUCAGAUUCGGGCAGUUCUUACCCCACUACUGUCACAACGCGUCCAGCUUCAUCCUCAGAAUCUUCUUCGUGCCAAGAUUCGUUGAACGGCUGCCCCACCUCGCUAGGUGCCAACCUCUCAUCAAGUCUAGCAAGCUUCAUUGCUAGCCAGGGCAGUUCUUACCCUACUACUGUCACAACGCCUCUAUCGUCAUCCUUAGAAUCUGGCAGCUCUUACCCUAUUGCUGUCACAACGCGUCCAGCUUCAUCCCCAGAAUCUUCUUCGUGCCAAGAUUCAUUGAACGACUGCCUCACCUCGCCGGGUGCCAACCUCUCAACAUGCCAGGCGAACUUCGCCGCAUGCCAGGGCUCAUUGGGUUUCACACAGCCAACAGUUGUUGGAACCAACAGCACAAGUGGUCUUCCCUCCGCCACCACUUCUAAGACGGCUAUUUUUACUGGCGCGGCUUCUUUUGCAAAACCUGCUGCUAGGUUUCUUGCUCUCGGUGCCUUAGCCUUCUUCUAGGGACAUUAAGGAGUAAUAAGGGAGAACAAGGAGUAAAGUGGGGAUCUUAACAAGUGUUAGAAAUGCUGCUAUAGUGGCCUUUUAAGCUGCUUAGAAUGCGUCGAGAAAUCUAUUUCGGAUGGGACUACAUACAUGGAUUGCUUGCCAGCUUUCGGAAGUUGCAGCGUGUUUAAUCUUCUACGAGUCCUCAGAUGCCUUUUAAGAUGCCUUUAAUGCUCGUUCUUGAAGUACGCGCGAUAUUAUUAGCAGAGCCUCCUAUGAUUUUUCAAGUUCCUAGAUCCGCGUUGCUUCUGCUUCGCGAAGAGCUUUUAUGUUAGUUAGCAAAAGCAGGAGGUCGUCCACCCCUAAAACGGGCUUCGACUUCACUGUUCUGUCUAGCCCG